This is a messenger RNA of Sordaria macrospora k-hell, 864 nucleotides long. NCBI's taxonomy places the organism in Eukaryota, Fungi, Ascomycota, Sordariomycetes, Sordariales, Sordariaceae. The record is from RefSeq and is a predicted model, not a curated record.
AUGGGCCGGUGGAAAGACCUCGACACAGACGCCGAGCGUCUCCCUGAGAACAUGACCCGCAUAGGCUACGACGCCGACACCCAAGUCUACACCUACCGCGACAACACCGACGGCACAAUCUGGGAGGGCGCACCCGGCGCUAUCUACGGAAAGCUUUUCCCGUCAAGCCUCCCACACCAUUACCCAGCGUCGAGAUCCCAGCAAUCGACGGUACAGAACCGGGAGGGGGAUGAGAAGGAAAAGCCUAAACGGGGAUACAGCACGAGGAAAAGAGUGGAUUCAGUGAUGGAUCGAAUUGGUAGUGUCAGGGAGAAGCCGGAUACCGGUAGGAGGCACAGUCGCAGGGAGAGUCGACGGGAAAGGGAACGGGGAGAUGCACAUGCCGGAUACGGAGACGAGAAGGGGUUGGAGAGGAAGAACACCACCAAGAAAGAGCGGGACGGGCACCGUUACUCGGAAAAAGAAACCCUCUCCCGCUCUAGCACCACUCGCACGAGUCGCACCUGCUCUACAAGUACACCUAGUUGGGAUCCCCGGCCAUCAACACCACCACAACAACAAGAGGGAGGCUCGAAGCUGAAACGAGCUGGAACUCUGUCUCGUCUCUCACGAUUCCUUACAGGCAAGCGCAAGGAAGACGAUCCAGAUUACGAUGUGACUCCGGGUACUGGAAGCGGAAGCGGAAGCGGCGGUUUCAAUGCGAACGGGUCUAGGGUGCAUCGUUCGGCGACGGUUAGUGCGCGGCCCCGACCACAGACUCAACCGCAACCGGACUGGACUCGGGCUCCCCAGCCGGGUACGGGGAGGAGGCAGAGAGCUACGACUUUUGAUGAUAUUUUGGCGGGGAUUCCGGGACAGCAUUGA